ACUUUGCCUGGGAAAAGCGCGCGUGAACUCUUGGUUGGUCACGUGAUCCAACACGGAAGUGGAAUCCAGUCAAUAACAGUGAGAGCGGUUCUCUGUCCGGAACAUGUCGAAGUUUUUGGAAGAAAUCCUAAGCAGCUUCGUGGGAAAAAAGAAAGCCUCUGUUGUUCAGGAUGAUCUGCAGAAAUGGGGGCUGCGAGGGAUCCAGCUCAGAGGAUAUCAGCUGGACGGGGUCCAGUGGCUGAUCCAGAACCUGCAGAACCAGCAGGGAUGCAUCCUGGGAGAUGAGAUGGGUUUGGGUAAAACCUGCCAGACCAUCGGUCUCCUAGUGUAUGUGUCUGGAGCUCUUGGGAAGAAAGGUCCAUUUAUGGUUCUGAGUCCUCUCUCUGUCCUGGAGAAUUGGAGAAAAGAGCUGGAAAGCUUUGCUCCUUCUCUGACUGUGCUGUGUUACCAAGGAGAUAAGGACAGACGUGCAGAGAUGCAGCUGCAAGCAAGCUCACAGGACUUCCAGGUUCUGCUCACCACGUAUGAGCUGUGUCUCAAAGAUGCUUCAUUCCUGAGGAGGUGGAGGUGGGAGGUGCUUGUGGUGGAUGAAGCUCACAGACUAAAAAAUCCAAACUCUCUGUUGCACCAAACCCUGUCAGAGUUCUCGGUGGAUUUUCGGGUCUUGCUGACUGGGACUCCCAUCCAGAACAGCCUGCAGGAGCUCUACUCGCUCCUGAGCUUCAUCCAGCCCAGCAUCUUUGCAGCAAACGACGUGGACAGCUUCGUCGACUACUACUCCAGAGUGCAAAGCCAACCUGCUCUGGCCACUGAGCUGCAGAGCGUUCUGGAGCCUUUUCUGCUCCGCAGAAUAAAGUCUGAGGUUGCCGUGGAUUUGCCAAAGAAGACGGAGCUGGUGGUCUAUCAUGGCAUGUCUGCUCUGCAGAAGAAGUACUACAAAGCCAUUCUGAUGAGGGAUCUGGAUGCGUUUGGAAAUGAGCAAGGCAGCAAGAACCGCCUGUUGAACAUCCUGAUGAACUUGAGAAAGUGUGUGGACCACCCGUACCUGUUUGAUGGCGUGGAACCGGAACCCUUUGAGAUCGGCGAGCAUCUCAUUGAAGCCAGUGGAAAGCUCUGCCUGCUGGACAACAUGCUGGCUUACCUCCACAAAGGGGGCCACAGGGUCCUGCUGUUCUCCCAGAUGACGAGGAUGCUGGAUAUUCUUCAGGACUACAUGGAGUACAGAGGUUACAGCUACGAGCGUCUGGAUGGAUCUGUCCGAGGAGAGGAGCGCAAUCUGUCAGUGAAGAACUUCAGCACCAAAGACAUCUUUGUGUUUCUGCUCAGCACUAAAGCAGGAGGAGUGGGCAUCAACCUCACUGCUGCUGACACGGUCAUUUUUGUGGACAGUGACUUCAAUCCACAGAAUGACCUGCAGGCGGCGGCACGGUGCCAUAGGAUUGGCCAAAACAGGCCUGUGAAGCAGAUCCGGCUCCUGGCUAGAGACACGGUGGAGGAGAUCAUGUACUCGCGCGCCGCGUCCAAGCUGCAGCUCACCAACACUGUCAUUCAAGAUGGACGUUUCUCUUUACUGGAUCAAGCUCAUUCAGCAGCCGCAGGCGUGCAGUUAAGUGAAAUCUUGAAGUUUGGGGUAGAUAAGCUCCUGUCAUCAGAUGAAAGCUCGGUGCAGGAUGUAAACCUCCAGAAUAUAUUUGGGUCAUCGCGAGGCGGUCAGUGGGUCGAUGACGAGGACUUGAAGGCAGUUGCAGAAGAGGAAGAAGAGGAGGAAAGACCUGAAUCUGACGAGCUGAACCACAUGUACAUCUUUGAGGGCGUAGACUACAGUCGGGACCCAAGCUCCGAGGACCGGAAGAUCUUUGACCGUUUGCUGGAGGAGCAGCUGGCUGAGAUUCAGAAGGCUGUGGGGGAGGGACGAGCUCUGAGACACAAAGCUGGAGUCUCCCUCUCGGUGGCUGUUGGGAUUCCGACGAGGAAGAGGAAACCUCUGAGUGAAGCGGAGCUGGAGCUCCGGAGGAAGAGGAGGGAGGACGCUGCAGCCAAAAGAGCAAAGCUUCAGGAGGACCUGAAAAGGAAGCAGCAGGCCAAAAAAAUGGCAUGGUGGGAGUCCUCUGGCUACAGGUCGCUUUGUCUGCCGCCUGUUGUGAGUGAAGAAGACGAGGAUGAGGAGGAUGGCAGCAGCUCUUGCUCCAUGGAUUCAAACAGUGUGGAUAUCUGCUACGUUCUUGGAGAUGUGACCCACCCACACGCUGCUAAAGGAGAUGCGAUCAUCAUCCAUUGUGUUGAUGACUCAGGCCGAUGGGGCAGAGGAGGCGUCUUUACGGCGCUGGAGGUGAGAUCAGACGAGCCACGGAAACGCUAUGAGCUGGCCGGCAAGAUGAAAGAUUUGGAGCUGGGGAGCGUUCUGCUCUUCCCCAUUGAUGACAAACAAUCCAGACCGGACGGCCAAGAUCAGUUGGCGCUUAUUGUGGCACAGCGACGAGACAAGGCCCACAACUUGUCUGGGAUCCUCUUAACGGCUCUGGAUGAAGGCCUGAAGAAGAUCUAUGUGGCGGCCAGGAGGAAAAAGGCCAGUGUUCAUCUUCCCCGUAUCGGCCACUCCACCAAAGCUUUUAACUGGUAUGGCACUGAGAGGCUCAUCAGGAAGCAUCUGACCUCCAAAGGGAUUGCCACCUUCAUAUACUAUUACAAGAAAGUGGACAGGAAAACAAUGGCACCUCAGACAGCAGCGGCAGCAGCGGCGGGAGCGUCAACGGUAGACCCCAAACAGGCAUCAACCAGCUCAGAUGGGGGGAGCGACGUGGGCGUAGCAGAAAGCAAAGCUCAAGUGAAGGGCGGCACAGAGCUGCCGGGCUUCAUGCACGGAGUCCGUGUGUUUUUCUACAAUAUUCCUGCAUCAGAAAGAAAAAGUAUGGCUCGCUACCUUAUCACAUAUGAUGGAGAUGAAGAGGACGUCCUGAGCGACAACGUCACCCACAUUGUAGCAGAGGUGGAGAACAACAUCCACACACAGGAGCUCCAGGAUCUGAGGGGUCGGUACCCAGCGGCUGUUCCUGUGCAGAAGGCCUGGCUGGAGUGCUGCUUCUCCAAACAGAGAAAAGUCAACACUGCCCAGUUCCUGCAUCAACUUUAAAGGCUCAUUUUAAAUCAUGUUCCAAGCCUGGAUGAACUAAGUGCUAAAUCAUAUUAAAGCUGAUCUGUUGAAGUGUUUAGGUGUUAUUAUGAGGGAAUAAAUUGUACAGUCGUGGCAAAAGUUUUGAGAAUUCCAUAAAUAUUGGAAAUUGGAAA
Molecule: messenger RNA, 3285 nt
Organism: Oryzias latipes (Japanese medaka)
Lineage: Eukaryota; Metazoa; Chordata; Actinopteri; Beloniformes; Adrianichthyidae
Source: RefSeq, a predicted model, not a curated record